AUGGCAGGAAUCAUCAACAAGAUUGGGGAUGCACUCCACAUUGGAGGUGGCCACAAGGAAGACGAGCAGAAGAAGGAGGAACACAAGAAACACGCCGACGAGCACAAGAGCGGAGAACACAAAGAAGGUAUUGUUGAUAAGAUCAAAGACAAGAUCCACGGCGGAGAAGGCCAUAGCAGUGGAGACCGCCACAAACACGACGGUGAGAAGAAAAAAAAGAAGGAGAAAAAAGAGAAGAAACACCACGACGGUGGCCACCACAGCAGCAGCAGUGACAGCGACAGCGAUUAA
This is a messenger RNA of Thlaspi arvense, 291 nucleotides long. The record is from the annotation of a GenBank genome assembly. NCBI's taxonomy places the organism in Eukaryota, Viridiplantae, Streptophyta, Magnoliopsida, Brassicales, Brassicaceae.